GUUCGUGGUCAUGGUGCUUGACAGCCGUUGACGGUCCAGGAAACGAGGUGACGGCUGAUGUUGCGGCGGCGCAUUUUCCCGAGGAAGUGUCAUCAUUACGUUUCCAUCCCACGCACAGCGCGUGGGCCGGAAUACGCUCCUUGCCACGUGUCAGCCCCUCAUUCGUUUCUUCAUCGGUGUUUCUCCUAUAAAUGCUGGGUUUUCCCUCUGAAUUAGGGUUCCCAAUUUCUGCUUUCUUGCUCUCGAUUUUCUGCAGCUCUUCAAGUUUCCUGAAUCCAAGCUCGGCUAACUCCUUGCUAAGGUAAUUUCCACCCCCUGCUUCUUUCCUUUGUCUUGAAUUCUUGCCGAGAUGGUUUCGAUGGAGAUCUCAUCGAGUUCUGGUUCGGGUUCAUCGGGUUCUUCUUCGGGUUCAUCGGGUUCUUCUUCGGGCUCCUCCUCUGACUCCGGUUCACGCUCUUCGGGUGAGACUAGCACUUCCGGGAGUUCCGGUUCAGCCUCUACCGUGGGAACGGUCCAGGCCGGGGAUGCCCAAGAUGUGGUUGCUGUGGUGGUUCCUGGUGAAGAAGGUGCCGACUUGGGGGGGCAAGGGAAUAUGGCCCUCGAUGUUGUGGAUCCUGUGGCUGAAGCCGGGGAACAGGAGCCCGCUGGUGAGGACGAGCGUCCAGACGGGUAUGACUCUGGGGUUGAGGCUCAGGAUGGCUCCGACAUCGAAGUAUUCGAACUUGGGCUGAAGAUAGAUGUGGAGAGGCAUCUGUGCCCGAUCAAGAAUGUCUUGUGCCAUGAGCAGAUCUUCUCGCCGGUGGCCCUCAACAAACUGAAGGUGUUCUUCCCCCCUCCGUCCGUAUACAGCCUACGUGGUGCAACCCACGUGAUGAGGAGACGCCCAGGGAUGAUUAUGGUGCUUCUGGAUUCCAUCGAGGCUGGGCUGCGCUUCCCUCUUCAUCCGUUCUUCGUGGAAUUCUUCUGUUGUUACCAGAUAGCCCCCGCUCAACUCAUGCCGAAUUCCUAUCGGUGGCUCUCCGCCUUCCUAGUCCGUUGCAAGGACCACGGGGUCACCGCCACUCUGGACUUGUUCCAUUAUUUCUACCGGCUCACCCCCCAAAAUUCUGACGGCUUCCUGAGCAUUGCUGCUCGUCCGAAACGGAGGUUGUUCAGCGGAGCACCGAGCUCCAUCCACGACUGGAAGAAUCGGUUUUUCUUCGUGCGGUACGCGGAUGCUCGUCUGCCGUUGCGUUGGAAUGGCUAUCCGCCCAAGAUUGGAUCUCCGGAGCUGACCAACGAUCUGCAGGAGGACAUCAAAAAGAUCUCGACGGGCGGCAUCCGCCCCUUAGACGACUUCUUAACCUUCGAGGCGCUCGCCGCGGCAGGAAUAGGUACCGCCCAUGCUCUUGGACAUCUCCCCUUCUACGCUCGUCUCGGGGUAUUGGGCGGUCCUCUCCUCCGAGGUGAUUUUUUACUGACGUUCGUCCAUCUAACCCAUUUCCUUUGUCUUUUUCAGGUCUUCCCCCAACCCAGGAGCAGAUGAAUCACGAAAAACUCCUCAAGAAUCGGAAGGGGAAGGGCGCCGCGGCCGACGCUGCCCUUGCCAAGGCCAAAACCGUCCAGGCAGCUGACUCCAACUCUUCCGCCUCCCAGGCCGAUCGUCGCACCGUGGAGGCGGAGCAGCACCUCAUUGCCACGGUGUUGGCACAAGGGUCCCAGGCCCCAGUCCUUGAUUCUGGCGUCCCCGAGGUUGUGGCGCCCCUGCAGGCCGUCCAUCCCCAGGAGGGGGAGAAAGCGGACAAAAAGUCCAAAAGGCCCAGGGGAACUGGUUCUUCGGCCCUUGAAGGGCAAGGGGUGAUCCUCCCCUCUCUCGGACGUCCGGCGCAUGACGUUUGGCAGGAGGUUGCCUCUCUGGCCGGCGUGGAGAUGCCUCCCCGCACGUCUUCGGAAGCCUCCAAUGCGGCCCUGGCCGCCGCUCUUCAGGUCGGGCUCUCCGUUCUGCAGUCUGAGGCUGCCCGAGAUGCCGAGGUCCUCCAGGCGAAGACCAAGGCAGAUGCUGCUCUGAAGAAGGCGAGAGAGGCCGCUCGUCUUCAGGAAAAGGAGCUUGCGGCCAAGGAUAAAGAAUUGCAGGCCGCCCUGAAGGCAGCUCGUGAGUCCUCCGCGAAGCUCGCGGUCCUCGAGAAGGCCGGGUUCAAGCUCGUCCCAGCUCUCCCUGCCCCCAAAGACGAAAACCCUGAAUGGCUCGUCGACGAUUCUGGGUACCACAACUCCGGGGCCUUCAUGAUUGCCGCCCAGAGGUACCUUGGGGGCGCCUUUGGUGAUGUCUUCGCUGCCGAGCUGCAAAAGCAGGCGCCCAAGGACCGCCUCAAAUUCGGGGUCCGAAUCCUGGAGAGUGCGCCCCUGGCCGAGAAGUUCCUGUAUGAUGUCGGGGAUAGCUCCUUCGUCAUUGGCUUCAACGAGGGGGUGAAAGCCACAUUGCCGGUCUUUACCGCUCUUCAGGGCCCCCGAUUUGAUCUGGCCGAGCAUACCUCAGACCCAGAGCUGAUCCGGGCCGUGGGCAAGCUGAGACGGGACGCCCGGCGGGAGGAGGCCAGGGCCAGGGGGGAGGUCCCAGAGCCCCCGUCCCCCGAGCCCGAACCUGAGGAGGAAGAGGAAACCAUCCCUGGGGGAUCCCGGCCCAUUUCUCCAAAUUUUGUGUAGUGUAGCUCGUAGUUUAUUUGUUUUGAUCCUGUACUUAUCCGGCCAGUAGAGCCGAAGAAUAUACAACUCUUUUUUGCCUUAUCAUUGUCUCUACGCUCGUGAACUCUUUUUAUCUCCUUUCUUCGUUGGUAGUUUUUCGUUUUUCCUCGGGGAUGUUCAUGUCCAUAACUUUCCUCGGGAUACGAACGUAUGCCUGAGAGCACCCCACAUAUAUUCCAUCCCCAAAUCCGUUCGUCAGAAGGAAGACGUGCGAAGAUGCGGCAGUUCUUUCGAAUCAGUUGGUGAAGACGCCCGUCUCUUGGCUGUUUGCGUAACCGUCCGUGGGGUCGCUCACGUCCACACUCCAUUCCUGUUCCUCGAUCCAUCGGGGUAUGAGCGUAUGCUUUGGGAGCAUCACAUAUGUAAACCACUCCCCAAGAUGCGCGGGUUGCGGCCGUAACCCCCCGGGCCAGAGUUGGCGAAGACGCUCGUCGGAUGCGUCUGUGCUUAAUGGGGGAGAUCGCCGCUUCCGGAGUAGCGUACCCUUUUGCGCCUGCGCUUAAGCCAGGUACCCGUCUCGGACGUGCGUCUGAUGUGAACAUGGGACCUUCAGGCACACACAUACGUCUUCCUGUGAAUUUGGCUUGCAGGUUCGUCCUCUGUUUGCCCCUUCGGGGGACGUUCGUGGCAUCAAGCCAGAUUAAUUCGCAGUGACUGUGAGGUGAUAACAUCGAGGAGCCUUCAAUACCGCGGUGGGUACCGGUAUCCGGAUGCCACGUGUUCCACCGUGAUUGGCGCAGCCUCGCGGUGCUGCCUAUAAGUACCCAAGGCCUUGUGAAACCUCCAUUUGCUCCAUUUCUCGCUCUUGUGCUGCACAAUCAUUUCCUCUCUCUAGCUUCCUUUGGUAUCGCUUCCGACUUCAGCAUCUGUAGGUACCGAACGUCGUCAUGUCUCUGUCCAUAUCAGGGUCCCAAACUAUUGAUAGGUUUGACGAUGGGUGCUCCUCUGGUGAUGACCUAGAGUUCUAUGAGCGGGGUAUGCCACCGUGGCCCCCCCGUCAUCACCUGAAUUUCUCUUGCGUUCGUCGCCAGCGCCAGCGUCUCUUGAACGCCGAUCGUCGGUUGAUAAGCCAAUGGUUCCUUCCCCCAAGGGGUUACGACGAUCGGAUUCUGCGCAACCCAAUGCGCCAUUUGCCCGGCUACGUGGUGGUCCACUUGGACUCUGUCAUAGCCGGCCUCCUGUUUCCCCUCCACAGCUUCCACAUAGAGCUUUUUAGGGACCUCCGGGUGACACCCGCUCAGUUCGUCCCUGCUGCUUAUAGGAUUAUCGCGGGUUUUAUAAUUAGAUGUCACAGCGUUGACGUGACCCCCACCGUGGACCUGCUGCAACAUUUCUUCCGGCUAUCUCCUUUCGGACGUACGGGGUAUUUAACCCUGAUCGCGCGUCCGUCCAUGGUCCUGUUUUCUAACAAUGCCGGGAAUCCGGACGGCUGGGAGGAGCGGUUCUUCCUUGCCGAAGUGGGCUCCCCGAUGCCAUUCUCCGAUAGGUGGAACGCCUAUCCGGUGAAGUCCAUCCCGCCGCCCAUGACGGAUGAGGAGCUCGGCUAUGCCAAGCGCAUAGCUGGUCUUGGCGUUCAGAACCUCCGGUCGCUGGUGGCCGAGCCUUUCAAGGCCCGGGCCGGGCUAGGUGCGUCUAUUUGUACUUGCAUUGUCCUGUCAUCUUCUAGUUGUUACGAUUCUGAACGUCUUGAUUUUCUUCCUGCAGGAGUAUUCCCAACUAUAUCAUCCAUGGGGCGCAAUCAUAUUACUUCGCAUGCCCGUGGCCGCGACAACAGGCAUGAGGAUAAGGGCAGGAAGCCGCUCGUCCCCAAAAUUGAGCCUCGGACGAGCAGGAGGCGGUCAGAUGACGCACCAGAGGACGGGGCUUCGAAGAGGCUCCGCAUUGAUGGUACCGCCUCCAAAGCCAUCAUAGUGGCUGAUGACUCCGACGGUGAGCCGGGGAGUCCCCUGAAGCGGAGGCCCUCCUCCCGGAACAAGCCCCCUGUCUCCCCUCCGGCCAAUUCUGAGGUCCGUCGACUUAGGGAUGAAGAUGUCCCUGCUUCCAAGGGUUCUGACGAUGCUCGUCCCCCUUCGCCCCCAGAAACCAACGGGUCCUCCCUUGGCCUUAUCGAAUUCUCGGGGGUUGGCCCUCGUAAGGAAUCGAUGAUGCUCUUCGGCCAGACCGCAUCUUCAAUCUGGUGUGGCCUUAACCUCAAGGUCCCCCAGGAUUUCGCCGCCCAGGAAGCUCCUGAGGAUCUCCUGGAGUGUGGGCAGAGCACUCUUGACAAGGCCGGGUUAUAUUUCCACCGGGCUCGGAUGGCCUUUGAGAGUCAAGGCAGGGAAAUGGCCCGGGUGCGGGCUGAAUGCGACGCCCUUCUGAAGAAUGCCAAAGGCAGGGCUGGGACGCUCCAAGAGAAGGCUGACGCCUAUGAUAAGCUCGUCCAGGAGAACGCUUCCCAGAAGGAACUCCUUCGGAAGCAGGAGGCCGAGCUUGUAGAUCUUCGCAGCCGGCUGUGGGCUGUGGAACAGGCUAAGGUGGGGAUCCGCCGUACGGGUGUGGAUAAUCAUGUCCCCAUCUAUGAAGCCGAUGUUUCGAAGAUCAAGGAGUCUGGUUCCAUCGAGUUCCAGAAGUCCAAAGCCUACACCGGUGCCAUCCAGACCAUGGCCAGGAAAUUCCUUCCGAGGUUCGUCGGCGAGUUCUUGGCCACCUGCCCGGACCCUUAUCUAGAUGGUAUCAAGCUGCUUCAGGCCACCCCCACUGGGGAGCGCUUCCUUGAUGAUCUUGCCGACGAUACUUAUCUCAAGGGUAUGGUCGGCCUUGUGGCAGAGAACCUUCCUGUCUUUGAGCGUCACUUUGGGGCCCCUUUUGAUCCUGCGGCAGCUGGCUUUGAUUCCCUGAUGGUGGACGCCCAUAAGGGGGCCCUUGAACUGCUGAGGGAGCGUAAGGAGCGCGAAGAAGCUGAGGCCAGGGAAAAAACCAGGCAGGUCCCCUUUUCGGCCCCAACUCCUGACGCCGGCCAAACUUAACUCUCCGCUCAUAGUCUGUACUUCACAAUUAUUUACACUGUAAUUUUCAUUACACAUUGUACUUUCCGGUCAUCAGUGCCGAAGAAUAAAAAUCAUUAUUUGCUCCAUGUCUCCGUAUCUCUCUUUUUUUUUUUUUUUUUUUUUUUUUUUUUUUUUUUUUUUUUUUUUUUUUUUUUUUUUUUUUUUUUUUUUUUUUUUUUUUUUUUUUUUUUUUUUUUGGAGUCUUUUCAUCAGUCUUUGUCCUUCUCUAGCUUCGUGGGUACUUGUCUCCUGGUUUCGUAGGAGACGUUCGCCAUCCCCGCCUCGAGAAAGAGCAGGUUUAUCCACGUCGGGAUUCCCUAUCUCCAUUCGUCCCCAGCCGCGAACUACUAGCCUUCUGGCUUCGCAGAAGGCUUUCGUCACGCGCUCAUCAGGGGGAAGAACUAGGCUUCGUUCGUCCUUGUCGUGGUCCUACUAAUCUUCUUUCCUCGAAGAAGACGUUCGGUCAUCCAACGAUCGCAAGGAGGUCACUGGUUUAUCCACGUCGGGAUUCCCUGCUUCGUCGCCCCAUAUCCGUGGCCCUACUAACCUUCUGCUUCGGCAGAAAGGUGUUCACCGGCCUACGGGCCAUGGGGGAACUGGUUUAUCCUGCCGAGGUUCCCUUUGGUACGUCCAGCCCCCCCCACGUUCCUACUGACCUCCGCGUCGGGAGACGUUCGUCACGUGGUGAAGGAAGAUCAGGCAUACCUCGUCAAGACUCCCUCUCUCCUAGGAGCUUCUUUCUCCCCUUCUCCUCUCUCUCUUUUUUUUUUUUUUUUUUUUUUUUUUUUUUUUUUUUUUUUUUUUUUUUUUUUUUUUUUUUUUUUUUUUUUUUUUGAGGAGGAAAUCAUUUCAACAGCACUUCGGCUUUUAAUCUCCCUGUAGGAAGUGAAGAACAGAAAUAAUCCUUUUAAUAUAGAGAUGACGAUAGGUGGUGUUACAUGGUACUUCGACCAAAAUAUUACAACGAUCUAUCUCUAAUUAUUGGUAGAACUUCUUCAAGUGUUCGACAUUCCAAAUUCCAGCGUGGUUCCCCUCCAAUGUGUGGAGAAGGAACGUCCCCUGGUUGUAUCUUCUCAUGACCCUGUACGGCCCCUCCCAGUUUUUGGCCAUUUUGCCUCCUUCGAGCGGCCUGCUCUUCUCCCUUUUUCUGAGUACGAGGUCCCCUGCUUCAAUCUCGCGGAUCUUCACCGCCUUGUUGAAGUAUCUUUGGGUGGCUCGGUGAUAUUCCUCCAUGCGACGAGCUGCUAGGUCUCUUCGCUCCUCAAUGAAAUGGAGUUCCGCCCGUAGGUUUGCCUCGUUGUCUUUUGGUUGGAAGUGUUUCGUGCGAUGCGUGGGCACCAGCACCUCUGUUGGUACUUUGGCCUGGAAUCCGUACGCCAAAGCAAAAGGUGUCUCGCCGGUUGCCGUCCGUGGGGUUGUUCUGUACGUCCAGAGCACGUAAUUGAGCUGCUCCGGCCAGGUGGAUGCGUAAUCUUCCAAUUUCUUUUUAAUUCCAUCCAUGAUGGUCCUGUUCAUGUUUUCCACCUGGCCGUUGGCCUGCGGGUAGGCCACCGAGGCCUUGGAGUGCCUGAUGCCCCACUUCGCCAGGUAUGCCUCAAAUCCUCUGCCGACGAACUGCCGGCCAUUGUCGGUGAUGACCUGUUCUGGAAUCCCAAAGCGGCAUAUAAUACUCUGCCAGAGGAACCUCUGACAUUGAUAUUCGGUGAUGGAGGCCAGCGGCUCGGCUUCUACCCACUUGGUGAAGUAGUCAAUCGCCACAAUAACAAACUUCCUUCCGCCGGUCGUCGUCGGGAGAGGACCCAGUAGAUCUAUGCCCCAUCUGGCGAAGGGUAAUGCAAUCGUCAUCGGGGUGUAGAAGCUUGCCGGUCGACCGGGGACAGGGGCAUAUUGCUGACAUACCGCACACCUCCGAGUGUGGUUGAAGCAGUCCUGCUGGAUGGUCGGCCAGUAAUACCCCUGCAAGAUGAUCUUCCGAGCCAAAGUACGAGGGCCUUGGUGACUGGAACAGAUGCCUUCAUGUAUCUCCUCAAUGACAGCCGCUGCCAAGCUCGGUGGGAGGCACCUCAAGUAUGGCCCUCCGAACGUCUUCUUGUAGAGCUGCCCAUCAAUGAGCUCGAAGUUGGGGGCCCUCCUCUUUAUCCAUGCUGCUCGUCCGGUGCUGCCAUCAUCCUCAGGCUCGGGGAGCGUCCCAUCCCUGAGGUAGUCUGCGAUCUCCUUCGACCAAUUAGGUUCGGCGAUGGAGAUGGCUUCUACCCGGAUGACGUCCGUCGCCGGUGUCAGGAGCGUCUCCUGCCUGACGAAGCCCUUGAUGUGCCGGGGGAUGCUCGUUGUGGGGUCAUCGCUUGGGGGGUUGCCUAGCUUGGAUAAUAUAUCAGCCUCGGCGUUCUCCACCCGCGAUACCUGCUCAAUUAUCACCUGUUCGAACUGCGCGGUUUGUUCCUCCGCGAGCUCCUUGUAGAUCUUCAUCCUUUCUUCCCUGGUUUCGGCCGUCCCAUUCAUCUGGGUUACCACCAGUUGACUGUCCAUCCUUACCUUGAGACGAGCUGCGCCGAGUGCCUUUGCACACUUCAGUCCCGCAAUUAGCGCCUCGUAUUCAGCCUCGUUAUUGGUGACUUUGAAUUCAAACUUCAUGGAGUAGUAGGCCUUGAAACCUUCAGGUGAGGUAAUCACCGCUCCCCCGCCACAACCCUUCGCACUCGAGGCCCCAUCAGUGUACAUUUCCCACCAGCUGUUGAAAUCAUUGUCGCCUUGGGGAUCGUCCUCGGUGCGCGCAGUGCAUUCGGCAAUGAAGUCUGCCAGCGUCUGGCCCUUGAUCGUCGGCCUUGGUUUGAACUCAAUGUUGUAUUGGCCGAUCAUCAGGGACCAUUUGGUUAUCCUCCCGCUGGCCAUGGGGUUCCGGAGGAUCGUGGCGAGAGGCUGUGUCGUGUAUACGAUCACUGGGUGUGCCUGGAAGUACGGGGCCAGGCGUUUGAUAGAUGCUAUCAAGGCGAGGAUCGUCUUCUCCAUCAGCGUGUAUCUGGUCUCCGGACCAUUCAGCGCCUUGCUCACGAAAUAGAUUGGCCGCUGAACGCCCUCCGCCUCCUUAAGUAGCACAGCACUCACAGCCAAGUCUGCCACUGCCAAGUACAUGUAUAGUUGUUCCCCGGGGUCCGCCUUGGUGAGGACGAGCGGAGAGGAGAGGUAUAUUUUGAACUCCUCGAAGGCGGCUUGGCACUCUGGGGUCCACUCGAAGGGGUUUGCCUUCUUCAUGAUCUGAAAGAAGGGAAUGGCCUUAUCUGCUAGUUUUGACAUGAAUCGGCUCAGGGCUGCCAGUCUUCCGGUGAGGCGCUGCACGUCCUUCAGGUUCUUCGGGGCCUCCAUGUCAACUAUUGCCUUUACCUUCUCCGGGUUAGGCUCGAUUCCCCGCUCACUCAUCAUGUAGCCGAGGAACUUGCCGCCCUUGACGGCAAAGGCACACUUCUUUGGAUUUAGUCUCAUGCUAGCCUCCUCCAUGAUGGUGAAGAUCCUCUCCAUAUCCCGGACGUGGUCCUCCUUCCUCUUGCUCUUGAUCAGGAUGUCAUCCACGUAAGCUUCCAUUGUUUUUCCUAGUACGUCUUUGAACAACAUCCCGAUCAUUCUCUGGAAGGUGGCCAUGGCAUUCCUCAGACCGAACGGCAUGACCACAUAACAGUACACGCCCUCCGCCGUGACGAACGCCGUUUUCUCUGCAUCAUCAGGAUGCAUGAACACCUGGUGGUAGCCCCUGAAUGCAUCCAUGAAGCUGAGCAGCUCGCAGCCCGCCGUUUCAUCUACGAGCAAAUCGAUCCUCGGCACUGGAUACGGAUCCAUCGGGCAGGCCUUGUUGAGGUCCGAAUAGUCAACGCACAUCCGCCACGUGUCGCCCUUCGGGGCUAACACUACGUUGGCCAACCACUCCACGUGGAUGACCGGCCGGAUGUGCCUGAUGUUGAGGAGCGUAGCCGCCUCUUUUUUGAUGAACUCCCGCCGUUCGGCUGCCAUGUAUCUCUUCUUCUGCUGUAUGGGCUUGGCAUCCGGCCGUACGGCGAGUCUGUGGCAGAUGAGGUUGGGGUCUAUCCCGGGCAUGUCCUCCGGCCCUCUGGCAAAUAGGACUUUGAACUUCCGGAGGACAGCUAUGACCCCCUCCUUGAUCUUAGGUUCGAGAUCGGCGCCGAUGGACACCUUCCUGUCCGAGGGAUCAUCCAGUUCCACUUCCUCGAGCAGGGCAGCCGGUUCCAGACGAGCGUCGCAGUCAGCCUGCCUGGUUUUCUCAGUAAUGCUGUUGACCCGGGCUUCUCGCUCCCUGAACCUCUCCAUGGCUUUAGUGUAGCAGGCCCUGGCCAUGUGCGGAUCUGUGCGGGCGACUCCCACCCCUGUCUCGGUGGGGAAUUUGAUGCAUGAGUGCCGCACGGAGCAGAUAGCCUCAAGAUCCUCCAAGCCGGGUCGGCCCAAAAUUGCGUUGUGAGCACAUUUCAGGCGGACCACAACGAAUGUCAUCCGGAUGUGGGUGGUGUGAGGACCAUCCCCGAUCUCAACGGGGAGGCCGAUGGUACCCUCCGCAUCGAUGCAGUCCCCCGUGAAGCCCGACAGAGGGGUACGUAGGGGGGCCAGCUGAUCCUUCCUCAGCUUCAUCCCUUCGAAUGCCUCCCAGUAGAGGACGUUCACGCUGCUGCCCGUAUCCACAAGGACGCGUCGGACGAUCGCAUUGUUGACAUCCAUGCUGAUCACCAGCUCAUCCCUGUGGGGGGCCGGUGACAUCGGUAGGUCGGCUGGUCCAAAGGUGAUGGCCUCUACCUUGUUCUUUUUAGCGGGGGGUGCUGAUACAGAGCCCACAUAGAGGGACCUUUCGAACCUCUUCCGUUCCGCAGGCGUGUCCCCAGUCUCAGCGCCCCCGAAGAUCACUUUGAUCUCCAACUUCUUCUUUCCGCCGUUCGGGCCGAGGGACCCCUCCGGACGUUUAUCAGCACUCCGAUAGUCUACGUCCUUAGGUUCCGCCUCGCGCUGGUCGUCGCGGCGCCAUGAUCGUGAUCUCGGGUUCGGCUGCCUCGGGCUAUUCUUCUUUAGCAGCUGGGUGAACUCGCCCAGGUAGCCUUGCCGGAUCAGCUCGUCGAUGGCCGUUCUCAGUUGCCUGCAGUUGUCGGUGAGGUGGCCGACCCUCUGGUGGUAUUCACAAUAUGCGGUCUCAUCCUGACCCAUGAGUGCCUUCUUGUCUUGGGGCUCCCUCAGGAUGCCCUUGUCUUUGAUUGCGUUAAAAAUCUGGCUGACGGGGUAGGCCAGAGGGACGUAGUAUCCCUCCGGGCGUGCGCGGUCGGCCUCCGAAUGAGCCUUCCACGGAACCAUGCCGCCGUCCGUCUUCUUCUUUUUGCUUGGGGGGGAUGGCCCGCCUCCGGGACCGAGUCUAUCCGCCAAUUUCCGGGAGGGGGCGGCAGGUGCGCCGUCCCUCAAUCUGAUCUCCUCCUCGAUGGAGGCGUACUUCUGUGCCCGAGCCAGCACCUCGGUGUAGCUGGUGCUGGGGUUUCUCCGAAGGUCCCGGUACAGGUCCCCUGUUGCUAGAGCGCUGGUGAACAUGUUCACCCCCAGCCGCUCGUCCAGAUCAUCCACCUGAAGCACCUCAUCUCUCCACCUGACCAGGAAUUGGGCCAGAGGUUCGUCCUUCCCCUGCUUCACACUUGUGAGCGAUGUGAAGCUCUUCUUGGGGGUGGUGCUGGCAGCAAAUUGUGCCAUGAACUGCUGGGACAGCUGUUCGUAAUUAUCAAUGGAUCCGGGCCUCAGCUGCCCGAACCAUUCUUGCGCCGGACCUCUCAGGGUGCUGAAGAAGAGUCGGCAGAUGGCCUCAUCAGAUGCCCCUAGCAUAGAGAGGUUCCCCUGGAAACUGAUCAGGUGCGCCUUAGGAUCUCCGGUCCCGUUGUACACUAUUCCCUGGGGCGGCCUGCAGUCCCGUGGAAUUUCUGCAUUCAUGACCCUCGGGGUGAAGGGUGACGUGAGGGAGAAGCGCGGCGUGGCUGGGGUGGCCUCCGCCCGUCUGUCCAUUUCGGCUAAUCGCCGCUCCAUUGCCUCUAGCCGGGCCUCCUGUGCGGCCCUUCCGGGGGACACAGGAGGGGCGGCCUCGAGCGCAAUGUUCCUUCGUGGGGCGGCCGCGUCGGGCUGCCUUCGUGUGAUAUGGGCGCCAUGUCUUUGGAAACGUCGUCCAAUAUUACUGGCGGCGGGGGGUAAUGAUGGUGCCCCGCUGUUCGGAGGGGACAUCCGGCGUGCGUCCCCGGUGGUCAUCUUGCCACCCAUAGCGGGGGGUACUGGCGCUGGUGUGCCCUCCAGCUCCAUGGGAAGACGGAUUCUGACCCAGCCUCAUGUGGAUGGGUGUCCGGUGCCCGGCAGAUUCCGCUGUCUCAUCCAGGGUCUGCAUGCGGCGGACAGGUGAUAUGGGCGUCCAGAUGGUGUUGGCUGAAUACACCUCUUCGUUCGCUUCCUGUUCGUCCGCCAUUCGGCGCAUUGUUUCCGCCAGUUCCCUCAUGAGUCGAGGGUCACGCCUGGCUUCGUGGGGGAUGAGGUUUGUGAGUCCACCCUCACCCCCAGUCGUCCCCAACGUCUCGGAGUAUUCCGUGGUUUGCCCGCGGUUGCUUCGUCCGCGGGACAACUGCUCGGAGAGAUCGCGUUGGCGGUUGCUUCUUGUCAUCGCGCCUGUUUUGGGUAGAUUUAGUAGCUGUUUCGGGAGAGUUUUUUGGAAACUUUUAGUUCAGUUUCCCACAGACGGCGCCAGUGUUGAGGUUUAUUCCUUCAACCCUUGGACCCAACACGUAAGCCCAAAGAUUUCGAGUGGAGUGAGUGUAUGAUAUCUAACCCAACAAGCAGAUGAUAUGAACUAUAGAGAACAAGAAGUAGCAAGUAAAUGGUUCGGUAUUAUUAUCUCUUAAUAACUCCCUAAUACAAUACUUCUUGCUAAGGGCUCCGUCGGCCGUUCGUCUUACAAGGCAGUAGAAGUGCUGCGAGUAAGGAUGCUAUAGCUAGUGCUAAGAAUAGAAAGUUGCC
Messenger RNA from Cuscuta epithymum, 12767 nucleotides. Lineage: Eukaryota; Viridiplantae; Streptophyta; Magnoliopsida; Solanales; Convolvulaceae. The record is from the annotation of a GenBank genome assembly.